Messenger RNA from Aedes aegypti (yellow fever mosquito), 1512 nucleotides. Its product is annotated as methionine synthase reductase-like. NCBI's taxonomy places the organism in Eukaryota, Metazoa, Arthropoda, Insecta, Diptera, Culicidae. The record is from RefSeq and is a predicted model, not a curated record. The transcript has 3 exons. Gene Ontology annotation, biological process: homocysteine metabolic process. Gene Ontology annotation, cellular component: cytosol. Bases 97 to 1449 code for a protein of 450 amino acids. Gene Ontology annotation, molecular function: [methionine synthase] reductase (NADPH) activity; flavin adenine dinucleotide binding; FMN binding.
UUUUAUCUGUUUUGUUUUGAUAGUUGACCAGAAUCAUUAGAAACGUGAAUGAACAGCGUGUAAUUUGUUUUAAAAAGAUACAAGUUUUACUUUAUUAUGAAUUUGAGUGACAUCCUCAAGCGGUAUUCUGAUAUCGCAAUAAAAUUACCACCGGUUCCCGCUACGUUCAUCAAAACAACAGUAUUAGUCGAAAAUCAGGAAUCAUCAAGUGAAUUGAAACAUCUGCAAAUCAACUGCAAUCAACCGUUCGAAGCAACUGGCGUGUUUGAGUAUGAAAUUGACGCCUACAGGAUUAUUGCUCAGGGUGAAGACGUUAAAACUGUGUACGAUUUGACAUUGAACACCAAAGCCGAGAUCGAUCAUUUGUACCAGCCAGGAGACACCGUUGGAAUUUUGACCAACAAUUUCGAUGUAGAUGUGAGGAAACUGCUGAAACACUUGGACUUGGAAUCGGCGGGUGACCAGUGUUUACGUGUCGAAGUAGAUCCUUCAACUAAGAAAAAAGCAGCGAAACUUCCACCACACGUUCCCCCCACGAUACAGAUCGCGAAGCUGUUCAAGGAAUGUCUGGAUUUGAGAGCGAUUCCUAAAAAGCUAUUUCUCCGGGCUCUCUUGGACCAUACCACUGAUGAGGGCGAAAAACACUUCAUAUCAUUGCUAUGUAGCAAAGAUGGUCACGUUUAUGACGAUAUUAUCCUGGAGCCCAGGCUAGGAUUUGUCACAUUGCUGAAGCAUAUCUCCAGUUGCAAACCGCCCAUAUCAGUCCUCAUUGAACAUCUACCACGGCUAAUGCCACGACCAUACUCCAUUGCCAAUUACUACGACGAUCCGGGCCACUUGCGCAAGCUAAGAAUAAUUUUCUCUCUGAAUGAAGAAUCACCGGGGUUGACAACUACGAUGUUGAAGGACAGUUGCGAAAGCAGGAAUCCAAUUUUCCUGUACUUCAGAAAACCGACACGCUUUGUCUACACAAACAAUGAUAUGGAGUGUGACACAGUAAUGAUUGGAGUUGGGACAGGAAUAGCUCCAUAUCUGAGUUUUUUGGAGAAAAGAUCUAAAACACCGAAUCCACAUUCGCUGGGCAAUGCAUGGCUUUUUGCCGGUUUUCGUUAUGAAAACUCAAGCUACAUUUGUCGCGAUGAACUGGAGCAAUACACUAGUGGUAGAAUUUUGAACAAUUGCUCAGUGGCGUUUUCGCGGGAUCCGGGCACACAAUAUCGGCAUGUUCAGGAUCUUCUGGAAGCCAACAAGGAGGCGUUAGUUGAACUGCUCUGUGGAUCGAACUGCAAGAUUUAUGUCUGUGGUGACGGCAAAAUGAUGUUGCCUCAAAUUGAACGCAAGUUCGUCGAGAUUAUCAGCACUGUACAAGGCAUUGGGCAAGAUAAAUCCAGUACGAUUAUUUCUGAGCUGAAGAAAUCGGAUAGAUAUAUGGAGGAUACUUGGCUGUGAGUGAUCUUAUCAAAAUAUAUAACAGUAGGGCGAUUCAAUUUUUAAAAAUGUUUGAAAAUCCAA